Molecule: messenger RNA, 2313 nt
Organism: Anolis sagrei ordinatus
Lineage: Eukaryota; Metazoa; Chordata; Lepidosauria; Squamata; Anolidae
Product: THUMP domain-containing protein 1
Biological process (GO): tRNA modification
Molecular function (GO): RNA binding
Source: RefSeq, a predicted model, not a curated record
GCGCGAAGGGGCCGGGCUCCUCUCCCUCGCCAUGGCCGCCGUGGAGGCCUCGCGUAAGCGCCGCUCCAAGGCGCCCUUCUUCCCGGCGGCCAAGCGGGCCCGGCCGGGCGGCCCUGGGCAGCUGGAGCCCGGCAUGCGGGGCAUCCUCAUCACCUGCAACAUGAACGAGCGCAAGUGCGUGGCCGAGGCCUACAGCCUGCUGGGCGAGUACGGCGAGCAGCUCUACGGGCCCGAGCAGUUCACAGAUCAAGAAGAAAGCAGAGUGUCAGGAAAUGAGGAGGACGAGGACGAAGACAAUGAAGAUGAUGAUGCUGAAGCCGCUUUGAAAAAGGAGGUUGAUCAGAUUCGUAAUUCAACAGAGCAGAAGAGGCGGCGGUUCCAGUCGGUGGAGAGUGGGGCCAAUAAUGUGGUUUUUAUUAGAACACUGGGUGUAGAACCAGAAAAGCUGGUGCACCACAUCCUGAAGGACAUGCAUGCCACCAAAAAGAAGAAAACCAGAGUCAUCCUGCGCAUGCUGCCUGUUUCAGGCACCUGCAAAGCCUUUGUGGAGGACAUGAAACACUACUCGGAGACCUUUUUUGAGCCUUGGUUUAAAAGUCCCCAGAAAGGCACUUUUCAGAUUGUUUAUAAGGCUCGAAACAACAGCCACCUCAGCAGAGAAAAAGUGAUCACAGAACUGGCAGGAGUGGUGGGCCAUCUCAAUCCGGAGAACAAAGUCGAUCUGAAUAACCCCGAAUUCACCAUCGUUGUGGAGAUCAUCAAAAACAUCUGCUGUUUGAGUGUAGUGAGGGACUAUGUGCUUUUCAGGAAGUACAACCUCCAGGAGGUGGUGAAGAGUGGCAAAGCGGAUUGUGAGGGAGAUGCGUCAAAAGCAUCUCCAGAAGGCAAUUCGAAAGGAGACAAACCAGUGGUGGAGAAUGUGGAAAGUCAAGACCAGCCUGAAGAUAAGCUUGAGGAAAAAGCCAAUGACAACCAUGAGGAUUAGGACCAUUAAUUGAGUUGUUGGAUAGAAACUAUAGAGGAUGAUUCGUUUUUAUUUCGAUGGUUUGGCAUUUUUAAAUGAAAAAAAAAACACUCUGGUUUUGGUAUUAAAGCCAAUGGUUCACCAAAUAUUUUUGACUGGGAACUGAUAGGUUGGGAGCUGCUGGUGUGACUGUCAGAAACCUUUCCUAGAUACAACAAAUUUUACAGGAUUUGGAAAAAAUGUGCUGAAGAUAUGCGUUCUUUUGCUAUAAAAUGCAGUUUCCCAAAUGCUGCACUGAAGUGAUUUGAUACAUUUUGUUUGGUUUGAUCUGUACAUAAUAUUCUAUUCCUAGCCAACAUGGUUUUUCUUUCCAUGUCAGGAGCAACUUGGGAAACUGCAAGUUGCUUCUGGUGUGAGAAAAUUGGUGGUCUUCAAGGAUGUUGCCCAGGGGACACCCAGAUGUUUUACCAUCUGUGGGAGGCUUCUCUCAUGUCCCUGCACGAAAAGCUGGAGCUGACAGAUGGGAGCUCACCCUGCUCUUUGGAUUCAAACUGCCGACCUUUCGGUCAGCACAAGGCUUUAACCCAUUGUACCCCUGCGAGCUCCAGCCAACAGUAUGCUGCCAUGUAUUUUUCAUUUUUCAAUUUGUUUGGAUUUGGUAGCUUUUGGAAGCAAACUCUACAGUUAAUUUCUAACCAGGACUGAGAGCCAUGGUUUGAAAUCUGUUUCCAAUUCUAUGGGAAAGCAGCUGAAACUUUUAGUGGUGGCUCAAAAUGCACUUCCAGCAUCCAGAUCCCAACUUAUCCAUGAGAACUGAACCCAGCCAUAGAUACAUUUGAGCAAAAGUUAGCCAAAUUUGGACCCCCUGGUUGUAUAGAUACAGAAGUGUGUGUUAAAAAGACUUCAGUUUAUUUGGACAUGGUGAGACUUUUGCUGGAUGCUCCCUAUAUAACAAACAAAACCAUAUCCUAUGGUUAGUGUUGAUAUCUGAAUGUGCAUCAACAGCUGUUUCACAGUUGCUAAGAAUCUGUGGCAGUGUUUGUUGCUUCACUUGGUAGCAGUUGAUGCUACUGUCAAAACCAGAUGGAAGACAUUUUUGGAUUCUAGGGUUUUGAUAGUUGAGCCAGUGAUCCAGCAUACGUUUCACCAGUUUGGGCCAACCUAGCAUUGGAAAUAGCCACCAAUCUAAACUUCACUUCUUGCAGUUUCAGAUUCAGAAGGAUCUCAUAAAACCGAUCCUAAAUACAAAGCAAUUUAGAAUGUGUAUAUGUGGAACAGGUGUUUUUCUAAAUGUUUUUUAUUUAAAAUUUGCAUAAAGUUUUAUAUUAAAAGUCUUCUUGAGAACAUUA